CUUCAACAUAAACACACCCAUUUCACACUCCCACUAUCUCUCUCUCUCUCUCUCUCUCUAUCAAAAUGGGGAAACCGCCUCCUCCGAUCCACAAACGGCCGAGCGGGCGCACAAACCUAGCCUCGUGCAUCGUAGCCACAGUCUUCCUCAUCUUCGUGGUGAUCAUCGCGUGCAUAAUCUACCUCACAAUCUUCAAACCCAAGGCCCCCUCCCUCGCCGUCAACUCCGUCACUCUCCCGGCCUUCUCCGCCACCAACUCCUCCGUCAGCUUCACCUUCUUCCAAUACGUCACCGUCACCAACCCCAACCGCGCCGCCUUCGCCCACUACGACAGCUCCAUCCAGCUCCUCCACGCAAGCCGCCAGGUGGGCUUCCUGUUCAUCCCCGCCGGCCACAUCGCCGCCGGGCAGACGCAGUACAUGGCUGCCACCUUCUCCGUCAAGUCGUUCCCGGUGGAGGAGGAGGCGGAGACCAUGGAGGUGGAGUCCACGCUGGAGAUGGCGGGCCGGGUUCGGGUCCUGCAUUUGUUUAAUCAUAACGUGGGGGCCCGCGCCGACUGUAGUGUUUCGGUUUCUGUUACUGAUGGGGCUGUCUUGGGCUUCUACUGAUAUUCGGACGAGGAGGAUCAUUGGGCGUGGCACUGAGGAUCGAGGACUCUACUACGUGGAUGGGGUAGCUCAACAUGGCAGUGCGAUGUUGGCUCACGGGUCCACGAAAGAGGAGGCUUGGCUGUGGCACAGAAGACUAGGACACCCGUCUCAUGGUUACUUUAAACUUUUGUUCCCAAAUUUUUCUUUACCUAAAGAUUUUUCUUGUGAAACUUGUGUUUUGGCCAAAAGCCACAGACAG
Messenger RNA from Salvia splendens (bonfire salvia), 849 nucleotides. RefSeq lists its product as uncharacterized. NCBI's taxonomy places the organism in Eukaryota, Viridiplantae, Streptophyta, Magnoliopsida, Lamiales, Lamiaceae. The transcript is spliced from 2 exons. The record is from RefSeq and is a predicted model, not a curated record. The coding region runs from base 66 to 608 and encodes 180 amino acids.